UAUGCCAAAAACUUUGAAGAGAUGUUGAUAUUUUUAUUUUGCAAUGUUAAUUAUUCUACUAACAAAAUUAUUAUCUAAUCAUCUUUUGUAUUAUCGUGAAGAUUGAGUAGUUUUUAUUAAAAAUGAUUUAUUUCGACUAUUCAAUAUAAAAUGGUGUGAAUUCACAUAAUAAUUUAUAUGUCUUGAUAUCCAGGAGUUAGAAAUAAAAUGGAGAACCGUCACGCACCACCUGGUAUUAACACACGUUCUGAAACAGCCGCUCAGUCUGCUGCCGAUCUUGAGGUCUUGAAGGAAAUAGAUCAUAUUUACUUCUCACCACCUUCGGAGUUUGAUGCGGCCCGUCAUGCUUUGGAGACAGCACCGUCGCCUCCAGACUGUGAAGCUAUUGAACGGAUGUUCACCAAGCUGAAGCGGCAGCAACAGGUAGUAUCAGGGAAAGCUCUUCAUCUGAUAUCCCAGCAUCGUGAUAACUGUGAUCGCGAGUUCGCAGAAAUCCAAAACAUUCGUGAUCAGCUAUCAGAUACCCUCGAGACCUGUAGGAAGGCCAGGGAACGUCUGAAAGCGGCAUCAGACCACUUGACUAUAUCCACCUUCGUCAUACUAGCUAAUGUCAGAAAGAGACAAAUAAUAAAACGUGUGCUAAAGUCUUUGGAACUGUUGAGAAGUCUUCGCAGCGUGGAGAAGGAUGUCGCGGAACUAGUCAACAAAAAGGAGUAUUACGAAGCGAUCCAGUUGAUCCUGAAUAGUAAAAAAGCAGCCGCUGCCCACAAGGAGUAUACCUGUAUAGCGGAUCUAGCGACAAGGCUUCAGGACACCCUGGACAUGACUGAAGAAAAACUGGACUCGGUACUCGCAAGCAUCUGCUAUAACUUCGACGAGGUUGUGUUCAAGAAACUCAAGAAGGCGUACGAUCUUCUCGGUAAAACACAAGCGGCCAUGGAGCAAUUGCAUAUGCAUUAUUCGUCCGCGGUGAAUGAGUCCGCAUUGGAGGCUGUGAAGCCUUUCUCGACUGAGGUGUCGAUGGAGAUGAAGUUCCAGGAGAUGUGCCAAGCGGUUCCGACCACGAAGGCGCCGCUCUGUUUGUUGAAUCUCUGUGAGAAUCUGUUUCUUGUGAUGCGUAGUUAUUACCUGUUGGUUAAUUGGCAUAUAAAAAACGAAGAAUAUUUACCCAGCUCGGGUAACGUCUUCGAUAUUGAGAGGAACGUCAGCCGGGAGUAUAUAAAGCAGAAGUUAAAGGCUGGUCUCGUCAGAAUCUGGCAUGACGUGCAGGCCAAGGUGUCCACGUUCUUGAAGAGUUCAGGUUUGGAGGAAUUCCCAUUCGAGAAGUUCAUCCAAAUGCUCGGUAUACUGAGGAAGUUGACGCAAGUUGCUGAAGUAUUUUGCGGGGAUACGUCAGAUAUGUUGACCGACUUUAUAAAGACGCAGAGUUUGUCAUAUAUUAAAAAUUAUCAUCGAGGGAGGAUGGAGGAAUUGAAGCUGUUCCUGGAGAACGAGGGAUGGGAACAAUGUCCUGUUAAAACUACCUUCAAUGUCUUGAAUUUGCAAGAAUUUAAACAGUUUAAGAAAUAUCUGAACUCCGUCAAAUCCGACGCUGUUAAAAGCACGCAGUCCGAAACCACGUCGUCUGUGCCGUCGCAGGACGACAGUUUGUAUAUAUCGAAAUAUUUCACCGAAAAAACAUCAAGGACCCCGUUCGAGAUAUUCAGAAACGAGAACGUCACCAACGAGGAUAUUUUCGGGCUUGAACCAGAAUCCGACGACACUGACGUCUCGGACGACGAGCCCGACGAGCUCCGACGAGAUUUCGUCGAAGAUUCCGACCAGACGGUCCCGUUAAGUCCAUCCAAAGUCAAAGAGACCGUCAUAGUCACCAACACAACGCUCUCCGUGCUGAGGAACUGCGGACAGUAUCUUCAGAUCAGCAGAUAUUUACCACAACUAGCGUUAGAGGUGAUCAUGUUCAUGAAUCAGUUGUUCGACUAUUACUUCUACGCCGUCCAUCUCUUCUUCACCGCCGACUUAGAAGUUUCAUCAGCUACGUUAUACAGCGCAAAAUUAAAUUCAGUCCUAAAGAGAAUCACAAACACCAUCAAUAUGGCGACCGAGGACGGUUUGACGUUCGAGUGCCCGAGUGUUCCCAAUCACCUGGACAUGGGAUCCGAAGAGAAUUUACACGGCUGCAGCGAGAGAAUAGUCGCCGUUGAAAGCGUUAUAUUCUUAGCAAAGCAAUUUGAACUUUUACAACCAUACUUAGAGUCGAUAGUCGCUCCGCACCAGCGGAUGAUAUUGGAACACUUCAAGGAGAACACGCUGGCUGUGGUGGUGGAUUUGCGUAUGCCAGUAUACAUGUGCUCAGCCUCGAAGGCGGUUGACGCAAAAUCAGCGCUAGUGGCGAUGUCUCAGGUGAGAUGGGACGUGAAGGAUGUGGCGGUGGAACACAGCCCAUACGUGGAUAUGAUCGUGAGGAAGAUCCAGGUGUUUGCUCUGCGCCUGGAGAACAUAUCGGCCAGGGUGACGCUGAACUGCGACGUCCUCAACUCCGUGUGGGCGAUGGUUUCGAAAUUUGUGGUCCAUUUGUUAGUCGAAGGCUUCUCGAACGCUACGAAAUGCUCAAACGGAGGAAGAGGUCUAAUGCAGUUAGACUAUCGGCAGCUUUUCGUGAAGUUGGAGAAGAUAUCGGGCUUGAAACCGGUCCCUUAUCAAGAAUAUGUAGAUAGAUACGUGAAGGCGUAUUAUUUGCCGAGAAAUGAGUUGGAGAAUUUCGUGAGGGAGCGGACUGAGUAUUCAGUUAAGCAUCUCCUGGCUUUGGUCAGUUCCUCGUGUGAGAACAAAAGGGACAGGCAGGCUUUGACCGCCAUUAUUGAGAGCAAAGAGGCAAAUUAGUGAAAUUAGACCAAUUUUUAUCAUUCAAUUUACUUAGAUUCGUUCGUUCUCAGGACAUUGCGUUAAAAGUGAGCUCCAUAGUUUUGUUAAGCAUAAGUCGAAACGAAACGAUUUUUAGGCGAUAAGUUUGUAUUCCGCACAAAUCUCUUUAUAGACGUUAUGACCUUGAGCAUAGUGCUUAUUGUAGGAGAACAUAUUUUUCAAUGUUUUUUUUUUUUGUGUAAAUACCCAACAAUAAAUCACGAUUUAAAUCCGUGACAGAUAACAAUUAUUGCCAACUGUCAGACGUCAAAUGUCAGACUUGACAGGUGACAGGUCGAUCGUCAGAGUGACAGGUGACAGAUCAUCUGUGAUUUAUUUCAUGCCACAGUGUAAUAAUAUUGUGAACUAUUAACCGACUAUGUCACUCUAAAAAUAUCUACGUGUUUGUACGGCGGCAAAUCAGGUAAUCUCAAAUGUAAUGACAUUGUACUAAAGUGACAUUGUAUCUAUAAAUGUUAAUGAGUUUAAUAUUC
Molecule: messenger RNA, 3398 nt
Organism: Danaus plexippus (monarch butterfly)
Lineage: Eukaryota; Metazoa; Arthropoda; Insecta; Lepidoptera; Nymphalidae
Gene: Vps50
Product: syndetin
Exons: 4
Coding region: 208-2883 (891 amino acids)
Biological process (GO): retrograde transport, endosome to Golgi; endocytic recycling
Cellular component (GO): EARP complex
Molecular function (GO): SNARE binding
Source: RefSeq, a predicted model, not a curated record